Molecule: messenger RNA, 2304 nt
Organism: Penicillium verhagenii
Lineage: Eukaryota; Fungi; Ascomycota; Eurotiomycetes; Eurotiales; Aspergillaceae
Exons: 4
Coding region: 1-2304 (767 amino acids)
Biological process (GO): DNA-templated transcription; positive regulation of transcription from RNA polymerase II promoter by galactose
Cellular component (GO): nucleus
Molecular function (GO): RNA polymerase II cis-regulatory region sequence-specific DNA binding; zinc ion binding; DNA-binding transcription factor activity, RNA polymerase II-specific
Source: RefSeq, a predicted model, not a curated record
AUGUCGUUUCAAGCCCAUCUUGGGCCAAUUCCCACCCCACUAGCGAUCGGGGCUAAUACCGAACACGAAAGUCUGACAUCUGCAGGAGGUUCGACACAGAGUAAGCCGAUUCGGCUGGCUCUCGCUUGUAACCAAUGUCGAAAGCGCAAGGUUCGCUGUGACGCGCAACAACCGAAGUGCCGCAACUGCAGCGUUCGUGGGGAUCUGUGUGAGACAUCGGAUCCUAGGAACUCGGGAGACUUCCCUGCUGUGCGCCGACGGGCCAUGAAGCGCUGGAAUUUGAAGACUCGACCGAAGGCUGGCCCGGUUCUGUCACCAGUUUACCAAUCCCCAGGAACACGCACCCCAGUUACAUUAUCAUCAAUCAAUUCCGUCCUGAAUCCAACUGUCCCCAUUCCAGCCAAUCAAGUGGAUCAGGCUUCGCCAGACUCAAGGAGAGCCUCGAAAAGCUCCCCCAUAGCUGCGUCAUCGGUGAGCCAAGAUUCGUCAUCGAGAAGAACGAAUCACAGUGAGAGACUAGGAGAAGACCACUUUUCUUGGCAGUCCAGGGCAUACCAGGAGAGUACCGAGGCUCAUGUUCAAGAGGUCACACCAGGGCAGUGUGGAACAGAGCAGGUGGCAAUUGAGACGUCACCAGAUGAGAUCGUUACCACAGAUGAUACAGGAGACAAGACAUGUGUAAGCGUUGACACCAGGAUCAGUUCUUUUCAUGGAGUUAUAACUCGGUCUGACUUGGAUUUAAUUUGCAAAAGCACUUGGGCGCGAGUAGCGUGCAAUGCCUUGUCAACUUUAUAUGGUUUCGGUGAUGCCACCCCUUUGUUCAAGCAUGGUAUGUUACAUGCCGAGGAGUUCCCAAUGCCUAUUAUACCAAAGUUGGUGCUCCUACCAACCCCACAAAGGCUCUCCACCUAUAUCGAUGCAUUUUUCACGCGACUAUGGCCACUCUAUCCCGUUAUUGAGCGCUCCGCCUUUGAAGAAGAUAUCAACAAGAUUGUUUGCCUAGGUUCGAACAUUGAAUACUUGACAGCUGGCCACUGCCUUCAUGGUCACUUGACUGCCAUUCCAUCGACAUCGACUGUACAAGCAUUAUUCCUGUUAUCUCUGGCACUGAAGUCUGCCGCAAGAGCUGGGCAGGCAUGGCAAGUUGCUGGUCAUGCGGUCCGAAUGGCACAGUCUAUUGGACUACACAAACUAAUUAAAGUAGGUCCAUCCACACAAGCCUUCACAAUCGACUCUAGUCCAGCAAGCCCCGAUGAACGACUUUGGUGGUCAUGCUUUGCAUUGGAAAAACUAAUGCAACUAGAGUAUGGCAGACCGUCCAUCAUUGACAGAAGCUAUGAUUCGCUGUCCGUAUGCUUCUCUAUGGAUGUGGACCUGGAGCUUAAUUUCCCCUACUUUAGGGCUUGGGUCGCAUUGGGUAGCAUUAUGGGUCGCAUUUCAAAUCGUCUGUACUUCCACAGAUUUAUGGGUGGAUCCGCCGAAAUUCUUGGCUUGGUUGCAGAACUAGACCAAGAGCUCACGGAGUGGGCCAAUUACCUGCCAGACCCGCUGAAGCCUCACAUCACAUAUCCAGUUUACGCUAGAGAUGAACAGAGAAUCAUCUCCACAUUUCUUGCCCAGCAGUAUCACCACGCCCAACUCAGCAUUUUACGCAUCACGCUUCUUUUCCCUCAGAAAAGUCUUGAGAAAGAGAUAACUAAGCACAUGAAAAUUAUACCGAAUCACUCCCGGCUCUUGAGUGGUGCAUCAAUAUGCGCCAAUGCAGCAAGAUCAAUUAUCACUCAAUCGCUUCAACUAGCCGACAGUCGCUUGCAAUCAACGCUGCUUCCGGCUCCUCCGACUUAUCUAGCUACGGUGAUACUCGGCCUUGGUAUUCUACGUCAACCUAACAAUAGGCUUGUUAGAUCUGACGUUGAGCUUUUGGCUUCUGCUACUGAGUUUGUUGAAACUUGGUAUCUUCAAUGGGGCUUUUCUCAUGAUUUUACUCAGACAUGCACUGACUUGCGGGAACGAGUGGUCUCGAUCUUUCAAAAUGCAGAUGGGAGCACUAGAAAGCCAUUUAUAGAGAGCUCUGCCAAGAAUAUAUCGGCGAUUACGGCGGGGCAGCAACUCCAGCUCGACAACAGAGGCUCAAUGGAACACGGGAUAUGCUCAAAUUUGGAAGAUCAUAUUACGACAGAUGAUAAUAAUGACCUGUUUGGUAGCUUUGGUUUUGAAGACUUUUGUGACAUGAGUCACAUGAUGGACUUUAAUUUCGAGACGUUUGAUGGAGAGAAUAUGUUUUUCGCACUUGACAGACAUUGA